Aspergillus aculeatus ATCC 16872 is the source of this 846-nucleotide messenger RNA. RefSeq lists its product as uncharacterized. The transcript is spliced from 2 exons. The record is from RefSeq and is a predicted model, not a curated record. NCBI's taxonomy places the organism in Eukaryota, Fungi, Ascomycota, Eurotiomycetes, Eurotiales, Aspergillaceae. The coding region runs from base 1 to 846 and encodes 281 amino acids.
AUGUCGAGCCACAACAGAAGGAGUUAUCUGCACGCUCUUCUCGCAUUAUCGCUGUCGAUCUCGGUCCAAAGCACAACGACCUACUACAUCAACAAAGUAGCAGACUAUUCAUCGUUAUCGCAAUGUGCCGUCGCCCCGCUCAGCAGCAUCGUCCGGAAUAUGGUGUCUGGCUGCGGUGACGGGGGACAAUACACAUCCUACAGCUGCUUCUGCACCGCCAGCUCCUCCGAAUUCAGUCACAUCAUCUCCGCCGGCGUCGAAUCGAAUUGUGGGACAAACUCAGAGAACCAGGUCUCGACGGCGUUGGAGGUCUUCCACAGCUACUGCAUGUUCAAUGCGACCGCAACAACGACGACCGAACCAGUGCAGUCUGCCAGCACAGUAACCACAACAGCGUCGACUCUCUCAGCUACAACCUCCUCCACCACAAGCCCUGCCGCCCCAGCUGCCUCCGUAACGACCACACCCAGCCCUGUCGCUACAUCGACAACAGAAACCACCAGCAUCCCAUCCACACCGUCGCCCACCCAGGCCCAAACACCCGCCAGCAAGUCCUCCAGCUCGCUAAGCACAGGCAGCAAGGCUGCCAUCGGCGUCUGUGUCCCCAUCGCGGCCAUCAGCCUCGCUGCAGUUGCGUUCCUGCUGGUCCGCAAACGGUCGCGUCGCGCGCAGCAGGACCACAACGGGAUGAUGCUGGACUCCAGCUCGCCCACCCCGCACGAGCCCCACAGCCCGACCGAGAUGCGGCCGGAGAUGUGGCAGAGAUACGAGCUGCCGGAGGACGCGAAGCGGAAGAGCACCCACUUGUAUGAACUGUCCGGGGAUGGUCCGUCGGCUGGGAGGUGA